UUCCAAAAUGGCGACGUUUGGAUGGAGCUAUAAAAGUAACGUGUGCGGUGCAAAGAGACCAAAAGAGCAAGGCAGGAAGGUAGAAGGUUGGCAAAAGACUAGAGAGGAUGCAAAGGUGCCAUUACAUGCCCAAACACAUUCAGCGGAGUCGUUAAACGCGGGCAUGAAGAGGAGAAGAUAUAACCCUCGUGCCAAGAUUUACAUAGGAAAUUUGAGCAAAGACACUAAAGCAGUUACCCUGGCAGAGUAUUUUUCAUUCUUUGGUGAGAUUGCUUAUAUGAAGCUGAUGAAAGACCRUGAGACAGGAAUGUCAAGAGGCUUUGCUUUUAUCACUUUUGUAGAAGUUGAAACAGCUGCAAAAGCAACAAGAUGGUGCCAGCACAAUCACCCAAGAAUUGAUGACCGACAAAUAAAAGUGGGACUGGCAGAAAGAAGACGACGACAAGAUAUGAGUCAUAACCAGCAKGGAGUACCUUUAACAAAUGAUACAAAAGGAGAGAGGAGGGAUACGCAUACGUUAUACUGGGAGUACAAAUGGACUGAAGGCCCGGAUGCAGAGGUCUUCGGUCCAUAUGAAACUAGUCUGAUGCUACAAUGGUCUAUGGCGGAUUAUUUCCGUGUGGGAUGCUGGGUUCGUCAAGCAGUUAGAUCCCACACGGAACCAGACAGAACAGACGAUGAGUCCAAAGAGCUCACGUCAAAUGAAAGGCAACAUCAAGCAACAUCAUUAGUCGGUUCUUACUCGAGCUCCUCUGAAGAUGAAGGAAGUGAAUCCGAAACAGAAGUGAAACGUGCUAAACUGGAAUAUCUGGAACAUGAACAUGGUGACACGACCAAGGUGGAUGGGGAUGAAAAAGAAGCAUCUCAUCGGCCAUUAGUGGAAUUGUCAUCGACAGAUUUAAACGAAGAGUCCUCACAAAGUAAAAAAAACAAGAAGCUCGAAACAAGCUUCAAUCAGAAUGUAGAUGAUAAAUAUAUCAAAUGCAAUAAUGAAGCGUUAACUAACGCAUCCAAAGAAGACUCCAUUGAAAAGAAGACUAAAAAUAUAGAAAUCGCCUCACAGGACGUUUUACAACAAGACCAUACAAAUACUUCAUGGCAGAUCGAUUCUCCAGAUUCGGACGAUGGGGAUAAGCAUGUACAGGAUCCAACGAGUUCGUGGUAUCAGGCUGACCGAGGAGGAUACAAGACAAGGGAUUUGUUAGGUAGGGAUUCCAGUUCGGAAGAUGAAGAAUUCGAUUAUUACGACAUGGAUCUACAGACUGUGGAGAGUGAGAACGAGUUUGUCCAUAUUUCGGAGAUUGAUUUCUCUAUGUUUCCUUAGUCGUGCCUUUAUCUCGUGGUUCUUUGCUGGCUGAAAGUGAUAAAACAGAGGAAAGGACUUUAAUGUUUACUAAAGCCAAACUGCAGUAA
Messenger RNA from Actinia tenebrosa (Australian red waratah sea anemone), 1413 nucleotides. RefSeq lists its product as uncharacterized. Gene Ontology annotation, molecular function: RNA binding; protein binding. The record is from RefSeq and is a predicted model, not a curated record. NCBI's taxonomy places the organism in Eukaryota, Metazoa, Cnidaria, Anthozoa, Actiniaria, Actiniidae.